Messenger RNA from Pleuronectes platessa (European plaice), 3136 nucleotides. Its product is annotated as transmembrane protein 65. Gene Ontology annotation, cellular component: mitochondrion. Gene Ontology annotation, biological process: cardiac ventricle development; regulation of cardiac conduction. The transcript is spliced from 8 exons. The record is from RefSeq and is a predicted model, not a curated record. NCBI's taxonomy places the organism in Eukaryota, Metazoa, Chordata, Actinopteri, Pleuronectiformes, Pleuronectidae. The coding region runs from base 172 to 912 and encodes 246 amino acids.
CACAGCAUCCUGUCAUCCAGAGGUUACAGCUUCUCGGGUUCACGCUCGCAAAGAUGUGAUUAUUUCACUUGGGCACAGAGCAGAAGCAGUUUGGUGGAUUUCUCGGCUCCAGGCUCCAGCAGCUCUCAGCAGGAUCUCCUCCGCGUCGCUUCCCCUCCCUCUUCCCCGGAGAUGCUGCCCUGCCUGCGGAGACUCCUACGGCCCGCCCUCUCCCUGAGAGCCGGCGCCGGACUCACCAGAGCCGGGCUCGACAGCGGCCACGCUCCCGCCGCCUCGUCCCCGCUCUCCUCGCUGCUGCAGCGGCGCAGCCUGGGCACGCACCCGGAGUCCACGGAGCCGCUCGACUCGCCCCAGGGCGCCAAGGAGUUCAUCUACAGCCUGCACCCCACCGAGCGCACCUGUCUGCUGCGAGAGCUGCACAGGUUCGAGUCCAUAGCCAUAGCUCAAGGGCAGCUGGUAAUCGCGCCACCUACUUCAGCACAGUUACGAUAUGUUCUGCUGCACAACGCACUCCCUUUUGUUGGAUUUGGAUUCCUGGACAACUGCAUCAUGAUCGUUGCUGGCACUCAUAUUGAGUUAUCCAUCGGAGUUGUCCUCGGCAUUUCAACUAUGGCAGCUGCUGCCCUUGGCAACCUGGUGUCUGAUCUGGCAGGUCUAGGACUGGCAGGUUACGUGGAGGCCUUAGCGUCUCGGCUGGGGAUGCAGAUUCCUGACCUGAACCCGAAGCAGGUGGACAUGUGGCAGACCAGAGUCAGCUCCCAUUCGGGUAAAGCCCUUGGCGUUGGCAUCGGCUGCAUCCUGGGCAUGUUCCCUCUUCUGUUUCUGGACUUCGACAAGAAAAAAGAGGGCCAGAAGGAGGGGACGGAGAAAUCGGAGUCGCCACCUGCUCCGACUGAGAUCGACAAAAACUGAAACUGGCAACUUGCUGAGGAUAUAUAUUAUUUGGAAUCCGUUAGAAUACUUAAACCCGGGACUGUUGGCCUCGCCUGGUGGACCGGGGUGUGUGAACUCCUCACACAGCCUGAUGAUGUUUGUUUCUCUGCGAGGCUGAUUCAAACAAUGGAAGGUGUUCUGGAAAGGGUUUUAAAUAUUAUUUGAUUGUACAUUUUUAACUUAAGCACAGAGACCUGACCGUCUCUUGAAGAGACACGAGACUGUUUAUUCAUUGGACUGCUGCUACGUCAACUACUGCACCAUAACCUCACCUCGUUUUUGACUGACCUGACACACACACACACUCUGCAGUGGGCUCUUUCUCUCCCCUGUCAAAUGGAGCAAGUAUAAAACGUGAUGGUGAGAUGGCAAGUAGGUUAAAGGAAAGUUAGGGCCCAUUGCAGUAUCACAGUAAAGAUUGGAAACUACGCUAUCGGGGAUAAUUCUGUAAAAAACACACUCUUAGCAGAGCACAAUUAUGCACACUCAUAAAUAUCAUAAAUAAAAAUCCAUAAAUUAUUCUCUGAGAAAUCAACAAAAAUCUUGAAGAAAACAAAAUAUCACACAAUGCCGAAGAAAGGAAAGUGAGAAAAUAAUCCUGGAUCCGCUCCCUUGGCUUGGAUCGGCAUGAACAUUUAAUUGGUUCCUCCUCUGGGUCAUGACCCACCUCUCAACACAAUCAGUUGCGUAGUUUUGUGUAAUCCUACUACCAAACAAAGAUUAGAAAGAACACCUCCUCUGCAAAGAUGAUUAGAUCGUCACAUGGAUUUUUUACGUUGAAGGCUCCGCGUCUAUCGUCAGUCACUAAUAAACAGAGACUGAAAAGAUUCACACCAUCACAUGGUGCAUUUCAGCCUGAUUCAGAAGCGUUAAGGAUAUUUAAAGACAUCUCCUGUGUUUCCUAAUCAGUCUUUGAAGGUGUUGAGUCAUACAAAGAGAGAAAUCUAAUUUGCAUACUAUAUAUAUAUAUAUAUAAACACUGUAUACAAUAUCGAGUAGAGUACAAGUACUGUACCUUUCCAGUUUUACAAAUAUAUCUCAGUCUUAAAAAGUCUUGCCAGUCUGCCUCAUCCACGCUCCAGAUAGUUUUUUUGUUACUUGUAGGUGAUUCACUUUGUAAUAAAUACUCCCCCUCAAUCAUUCUAAUAUUUACCGUGUGCAUCCAGGUGAUCGCAGUGCUGCUGAAUCCUUUAAAGAGCAGUCUGUUACUUUCUGCAGAAGAGUGGGGCAGGAUGAAGGGAGAGAGGGAGAGAGGAAGGGCAGCAGCGACAGAAAGAUAUAAUAAAUCCCAUCACUGAACCACCUGAGACCUCUGUCCCAUUCAAUCUGACCCUCUGGCCUCCACAUCACGUGAUUGAUCUCCUCCUGCUCUGCACCAGUCGACAUUUAACCGAGCUACAGCGAAGCCUCUGAUCCAGCUCGUGUUACACUAUGAGUGUUGCCCCGUUUGAUUCUGUUAGAAAUCUGCUGCUGCUGCUUCCAACACUAACGCACAACUACAUAUUCUCCCUCUGUACCUUGAUGAGCAGUUUCUCUGCUCUGCUGCCCUCCACUGGCUGAGAUUUGAAAGAGGUUUGUGUUGUAUUUCAAACACAUACAGGUGUCAUUCAUCACCUGUUUAUCUCCCCUGCUUAGCAUUCUGUAACUGUAAUCUGCAGCAUCUGCUCGCCUAGAAACACUGCAGUAGGAGGGACGUACUUAAUAUGAUGAACUACUUCAAUCAAUCCAGGUCUUGAUUCGGCUCUUAGUGAUUUUAUAACUUAUCUUAUUAACUGAAAACUGUUGUGUUCACCUUUAGACUGUUUAGAAGUUGAAACGAAGCAGCCACGUGUCCCAAAAAACAUAUUUAAUUUUCUUCUGAUAUUCAUAUGUGGUGCCACUGUAUAUUCUAUUUAUUUAUCUCCGGGGACAAUGCUAAGAAAAUAAUAUAUUUGUCAUUAUAUUUCCAGCAGCAUCAUCCAACAGCAACGAGAAGGACCCACCAUCUGAUUGCUGUGUGUGACAGUGCAUUACUAAACCUGCUCUAAAAUCACUGACACACUCCCAGAGGAGACUUUGCCCUGUAUGUUUUAGUUAUUUAUUUAUGUGCAGAACAGUGAUAAAAAUGAAACAAAUAAUUGAAGAUUUAUGUAGUUAGGAUUUUCUUUGAUCUCAUUGCUUGCUUUCCUUGCAUGCACUGCUAAUAAAAAAAGCAAUUCUACAA